Melanotaenia boesemani (Boeseman's rainbowfish) is the source of this 5415-nucleotide messenger RNA. RefSeq names its product frizzled-3-like. Bases 792 to 2960 code for a protein of 722 amino acids. Gene Ontology annotation, biological process: non-canonical Wnt signaling pathway; canonical Wnt signaling pathway. The transcript has 11 exons. NCBI's taxonomy places the organism in Eukaryota, Metazoa, Chordata, Actinopteri, Atheriniformes, Melanotaeniidae. Gene Ontology annotation, cellular component: plasma membrane. The record is from RefSeq and is a predicted model, not a curated record. Gene Ontology annotation, molecular function: Wnt-protein binding; Wnt receptor activity.
UAAUGCUCCGCUUCUGCGCGGUCACGAAAAAUCCGCGAUCCCGAUGUGUCGGCGGCGGCACGCUGCAGGCAACCAGCUGCACACAGCCAGAGCAUACAGUAGUACUGCAGUGAAGGGAGCCUAGACCGUCCGAACCACUCGGUACCCGUCACACAAGGACCUGUUUGAUGGAUCCAACGCUCUGUGCCAUUGUGAUGUGGGAGAUGACAUUUUAUCUUGUAGAGGAAUUAGCCAGAUAAUUUGGAUUGCUGUGAGGUCUCAGCAAAUGUCUCCAACAUAUCUGGUAAUACAGUGAGCAGAGAGAAACAAAUAGGCAGACAGGAACCCACAGAGGACCUCUAACAGAUGGCUGAUGGUGGGGCUAUUAUCUCAGCUUUGCACUCCGUUUGGGAUGAAACAAGCGGAAGCUGUUCUUGACCAGGGUUGCCCCAGGAUGUGGAGUGACUCCAUAUGAUGUUUUUUUGUUUUGCUUUUUGUGUUUUUUAGAUGAGAAACAAUUUGGAUACUGCAUUUAAGGGUGGAUUUUAAGGCAGAACAAGAAGAGCAAGCACGACAAUGCCUGGAAAGUUUGAACAGUAACAGAGCCUACAGAUGAAUUGGGACUGUUCAAGCUGCAUAUCAGUGUGCCCAACUUGUGGACUUCAUUUCACAUGGAAUUAUUGCACUUACCUCCAUCGGUGACUUUUAAAAAUGGACAUGUUUGAUUCUAAUUUUGGCUGCCCGUUACCUGUCUAGAUAAUGAUGGUGAUGAUGAUGAUAAUAAUGUCAUCAGUUUGAAUAAUUGUGAUAAUAUGCUGAACAUUAAAAUGAAGGCGCGCGCAGGAGGAUUUCCCAGAGGUGGAUUUCCAGAAACUAUAAUGACUGGCUGCAGACAACCGGGUCCAGUCAGCUGUUUCAUCAGCCUUCUUCUCCUACUUGUCUUCUCCCUGGUUACACCAGCUCUGUCCAUUCAUAUGGAGUCUAUAGCGAGCCACAGCGAGUUUAGCUGUGAGCCCAUCAGACUGAGAAUGUGCCAGGAUCUGCCUUACAACACCACCUUUAUGCCCAAUUUCCUCAAUCACUACGACCAGCAAACAGCUGCCCUAGCCAUGGAGCCUUUUCAUCCAGUGGUAAACCUGGUGUGCAGUGCGGACCUGAGGAUGUUCUUGUGUGCCCUGUAUGCUCCCGUGUGCACCGAGUAUGGCCGUAUGUCCAUGCCAUGUCGAUCCAUCUGCCAGCGGGCCAAGGAUGAGUGCCAUAAACUCAUGGAGAUAUUUGGAGUAGCUUGGCCAGAUGACAUGGAGUGCAGCAGGUUCCCAGUUUGUGAUGAAGCCUAUCCUCGCCCAGAGGACCUGCUAACAGGCUCUGAACCCACAGACCAGUCAUCCAUGACUGUUCAGAGGGAUUACGGUUUUUGGUGCCCCAGAGAGCUCAAGGUUGAUCCAGAGCUGGGUUACACUUUUAUGGGGAAAAAGGACUGCUCUGCCCCCUGCCCUUCGAUGUUCUUUAGUCAGCAGGAACUGACCUUCACACGAUACUUCAUUGGCGUUGUCUCCAUUGUUUGUCUGUCUGCGACACUCUUCACCUUCCUGACGUUCCUCAUUGAUGUUACAAGGUUCCGAUACCCUGAGCGGCCAAUCAUCUUCUAUGCGGUGUGUUAUGUCAUGGUGUCGUUGGUCUUCUUCCUGGGUUUUCUUUUGGAGGACAGAGUUGCAUGCAAUGCUGUCAGCCCUACCCAGUUCAGAGCCUCAACCAUUACACAGGGUUCUCACAACAAGGCGUGCACGCUUUUCUUCAUGGUGCUGUAUUUCUUCACCAUGGCCGGCAGCGUGUGGUGGGUCAUACUGACAAUCACCUGGUUUCUGGCUGCUGUGCCUAAAUGGGGCAGUGAGGCCAUUGAGAAGAAAGCCCUCCUCUUCCAUGCAAUUGCCUGGGGCCUCCCAGGGGCCCUGACUGUCACCCUGUUGGCCCUUAAUAAAAUAGAGGGCGAUGGGAUCAGUGGAGUGUGUUUCAUAGGACUGUAUGAUAUAGACGCCCUGAGGUGGUUUGUUCUGGCACCACUCUGCUUCAAUGUGGCGGUUGGCGUCUCCCUGCUUUUAGUGGGCAUUGUUGCUCUGAACCGGGUUCGCAUGGAGAUUCCUCUGGAGAAGGAGAACCAGGCCAAACUAGUCAAGUUCAUGAUCCGAAUGGGAGUGUUUUCUGUGCUCUACCUGGUCCCCUUGUUGACGGUGAUUGGGUGCUACAUCUAUGAACACACCUACCGGCAUAUUUGGGAGACAACAUGGAUGGAGGAGAACUGCAGGCGUUACCACAUCCCCUGCCCAUACAAGGUUGAGCAGACCAGCAGACCAGCCAUGGUUUUGUUCCUAAUAAAAUACCUGAUGAUGUUGGUGGUGGGGAUUCCCUCUGUUUUCUGGGUGGGAAGUAAGAAGACCUGUUUUGAGUGGGCCGGCUUCCUGCAUGGACGCAGACGCAAAGACAGUGGCGUGAAUGAGUCCCGCCAGGUGCUGCAAGAGCAACCAGACUUCGCCCAGUCUCUACUGCGUGAACCAAACACCCCGAUCAUCAGGAAAUCCAGAGGGACAUCUACUCAGGGCACCUCCACUCAUGCCUCCUCCACCCACUUGGCGGCUCUAGAGGACCUCGAAGAACCAGUCAGAACUCACCACGGACACCCUGCAUCAACCAGGAGCAAAGCCAGCAGCGUCCACAGCAAGGCCAGCUACCAUGGCAGCCUGCACCGCACUCGAGAUGAUAGGAGCAAUUCUAUGACUUACAGAGGAACAGAAGAGCGCAGUUUCCAUGGCAGCAUGUCCCGUCUCGACCACCCGCUCUCCACUCACAGCAGCUUGCAUCAGAUAGACACCCGUUCGAGACACAGCAGCCAGCGUGACAUAUCUGAGGCGCCGCUUACCCUCAUCACACAUGGAACCUCAGCAAAUGACAAUCGGGCCACUGAGAACGACGGCACCAGCGCCUGAGAGGAUCUUCACUUUCUACAGGAAAAUCUUGGAGGAAAUCUCAUGAUUUGUCCUCAGCAGAUGCACGGUUCGAUUUUUGAAGAAUGUACCAGUGUCUGCUGUGGAGGGGAUUUUUGGUUUGCGGGCUGUUUCUGGGCAUUUGUGAGCUGUGCUAAGUUCAGUCAGUGAACAUGACUGUUGUGUUGUAGAUUCACUGUGAGCUGGACUCCUGAUUGCUUUGCUGAAGAGUCAAACCAAAAUAGGUAAUCCUCCUCCUCAGAUUUACGGUGCCAUGAGUGCCACUUGAAGACAUUAUUCAGAGAAAUUUAGGAAAACUAGAAUUUUUGACUAAACGAAAUCUAGAAACAGACUAAAUGCUUAGAGAAAAGGUCAGUGAAUCACACAUUUAGCCUGUCUCCUGCAGCAGGGUGUCUUCUGACUCCAGCUUGGUCUUGAGGCCUGUAUCUCAGAUAUUAUGGUGGCAUUCUUUCCAUUAUGUUAAAUAUGUGAACACUGCCGAGUAUUUCUUUGGUAACAACCUUAAAUAGCUUAUCUGCUUUGUUGGAAAUUUAUCUUAUGAAACUGAUUUGUUUGUUCUGCAGCUUUUUAUGAUGUUUGUCUUUACGUGGCUUCUAAGACAAACAAACGUGGGCCUAAUGUGAAAUCGUGGACCUAUUUGUUGUUUUGUGAAAUAUUUUUAUACUGUGAAAUUGUCGGUUGUUGAAAGCUUCAGUGUGUGUGUAAGUGUGUGUGUGAAAGGGAGAAAUGGAGACAUCAGUAGUAUAAAGUAAACUUUAUUUUUCAACUACAGCUUCAAAGAGGGACCUAAAAGAUGUACAAGGGUUGUUUCAUAGUCAGAAGUAAAACGAUAGCUGUGCGAUAGGAUCUGGAAUAUCUGUCCGCCUACAUGUACAGAUCUGUCACAUCUGUUUUAGCACAGAUGCUUUCAUUUGGCAAAGAAGGCAGCUUUAGAAACCAACACGAUAACAGUUUACUCAACCUCUGUGUGUCCAGUGUUUGAUUGUAACAUCAUGACAAAAAGAAAAAAGAAGAAUAAUCUAAAAUGUGCUUCAUGUUGCAUCAUGAUGCCAUAUGUGAGCUGCUGAGGGUUAACUAACGAUCAGAGUAUUGAAACCUACAUUCAGGUAUUCUUCAGUGCAUUCAAACGUCAUGGCUGCAUUGACUGGAGUGUAAUGUAAAAAUGAAAACUGAUAACUGCUGAUACUAAUACAUGCAUGGCAGUCCUUCCUGGGACAGGUGAUCUUCUUUUCUCUUCUAUAAUAUUUAGCACUGUACUUGAUGUGGACCUUAACUGCUGCUGGACACACUCAUCUGUGUAAUUUAUCUUCAGAUGUGGAACUCAAAUUUACCCAAAGUAGAGCUAAAAAAUUGACAGUCAAACUAGUGAAACAUUCAACAUGCUUAAUUUUCUCUGACAUUCAUUUUCUGCUUGUACAGUAAAUGCUACAGGAAGUGCUUAUUGUGCGUAUUUUCUGUACAUUGUGUUUGCUUCCUAAUCCUUAAAGACUUUAUUAACCUACCUCACCUGUACCCUCAGCCUUCUCUGUACCUGCAUACACACUAUUGGGUGCAUUUUAGAAAUGAAAGAAAUAGUCAACAGAAACAAUGGUGGUGCUUAUCAUAUGCCUGACCUACACUUGGCUUUGUGGUUUUCAAGUCUACCUCUUCAGUUCUAUCUUUAUCUUCUGCCUCUCCUACUGUUAUCUUGCAGUUUUUUUUAACACUUUGUCACAAUUAUGAGAUUUUAGUUUAAAAUCCUUUUAAAUUUACAGUAUAAUAACUUUUAAAACUAGAUGACAGAUUUUAAAGGGUUUAAAAGAAUUUAAACAAUUGAAAAUGAUGUGGAAACAUGACAUCUCUUAGUUUUUACCCAAAUAAAGACAAUAAUUAUUUAGCUACAUGAUGCAGAUCUCAGAUAAUUGUGUUUACACAACUAUGUAAUAAGUGAGCAGCUGCCUCCUGUCAACUUGUCUGCCUUCAUGUUGUAGAUAGAUUUUCUGUACGUUGUGAUAACUAACUGCCUUCUGCCUGAGUUCCUGUACAUGAGCCUAAACUGAUCUGUUUAUGGACCUGCAGCAUCUGUCUGUACUCUUCUCAUAACUGUUUAGAAACAUUAACCACUGUGCUUUUACCUCUACAUGGGACUCAGUGGACCGAUACUGUAGUAAACACUGCAGUAUUAAAGUCAACAAAACCAUAGCCUGAGCAUUUGAUCAUUAAUGUUAAUCCUCCACAGUGAGAUGUGAGGAAGAAGAGCUGUCCUUGCUCCACAGUGUCAUGCUGUGAUGACGCCUCAUGGUAAGCUAGAGUAGCUUGAAAAUGUCUCAUAAUCAGCGAUGGUUCAAAAACAUAAUGAUGUGAAUUUUAAACUUGUACUUGACUUUUAAUUUAUUUGCAGUUUGGAACUGUAACAACUUCUUUUACAUGCAGUCUAAUAAACGUUUUGUAGUCUUCA